CAGGAGGGGGCCCCCCGUGCUCAGGGGGGCCGGCGCGAGGGGCAGGGCCAGCCUUGCAUCAUCCCCGGCGGGCUGCAGCGGCGGCGCGGGCGCCUUGCCUAGCCGGGGCUGCAGCAGCAGCGGGCGGCCAGCACCGGCCGGCGGCAUGGAGAAGCCGAGCGAGAGCUGGAACGGCCACGUGCAGGGCGACGCCCUGGCCGGGCUGGAGGCGGCGGCGGCCCGGGGGCUGCCCGCGGAGCCGGCCCGGCGGCGGGGCUGCGGCCGCUGCCUGAGGAAGCACAGCCUGGUCAUCCUGACCGUGGCCGGCGUGCUGCUAGGGGUGGCCCUGGGCGCGGCCGUCCGCGGCGCCCACCUCAGCCGGGCGCAGGUGGCCGCCCUGGCCUUCCCCGGGGAGCUGCUGCUCCGCAUGCUGCGGAUGGUCAUCCUGCCGCUGGUGGUCUGCAGCCUGGUCUCCGGCGCCGCCAGCCUGGACACCCGGGCCCUGGGCAAGCUGGGGGGCAUCGCCGUCGCCUACUUCAUGGGCACCACCCUGGUGGCCUCCGCGCUGGCCGUAGCCUUGGCCUUCAUCAUCCGACCGGGGGCCGGGGCCCAGGCGCUGAACACCAACGCCCUGGGGCUGGCCGACGCCCUGCCCACCAACAAAGAGACGGUGGACUCCUUCCUGGACCUCGCCAGAAAUCUGUUUCCUUCCAACCUGGUUGUUGCAGCUUUUCGAACGUAUGCAACGGAUUAUAAGAUAAUAGUAAGAAACAUCUCUGUUGGAAAUGUUACGUUUGAGAAGAUCCCUAUUGGCACAGAGAUCGAAGGGAUGAAUAUUCUGGGACUGGUUUUGUUUGCUCUGGUUUUGGGAGUAGCUUUGAAAAAGCUUGGCCCAGAAGGAGAAGAACUGAUUCGUUUCUUUAACUCAUUCAAUGAGGCAACUAUGGUCUUGGUGUCUUGGAUUAUGUGGUAUGUGCCUAUUGGCAUUACAUUCCUUGUUGGAAGCAAGAUUGUAGAAAUGGAAGAUAUUGUCCUUCUGGUAACCAGCCUGGGAAAAUACAUCUUUGCCUCAAUUCUGGGUCACGUCAUCCAUGGAGGAAUCAUUUUGCCGCUUAUAUAUUUUGCAUUCACACGCAAAAAUCCUUUCAGCUUUCUCUUAGGACUUGUAACACCAUUCGCAACAGCCUUUGCCACUUGUUCAAGCUCAGCUACUCUCCCAUCAAUGAUCAAGUGUAUUGAAGAAAACAAUGGAGUAGACAAGAGGAUCAGUAGGUUCAUCCUUCCUAUUGGGGCCACUGUGAACAUGGAUGGAGCCGCCAUAUUCCAGUGCGUGGCAGCUGUGUUUAUUGCUCAGCUGAAUAAUGUUGACCUCAAUGCUGGACAGAUCUUUACUAUUCUUGUGACGGCCACUGCAGCCAGCGUUGGAGCGGCUGGAGUCCCAGCUGGAGGAGUUCUGACCAUUGCUAUUAUCCUGGAGGCCAUUGGACUUCCCACCAACGAUCUAUCCUUGAUAUUAGCAGUGGACUGGAUUGUAGUGACAACGUGAUCCGGAAACCUCCUUCCAUUACACUGUAGCCUUGUCACAUUCGCUUGUGGUGCAUGGCCAAGGGGCAUCAGGACGGGACAUGGUGCCAAAGCUCAGACAGCAGCACUAGUGAUGGGGGAACCCUUUGUGCCUGAUUUCAUACUCACCUGGACAUCAUGGGGUGGAAGGUCUGACUCAGGCUAGAACAUCACCAGGUUUCACUGCUCUUAGAGGAGGCUGGAAAAGGAAUAUGGAGCAAAGGCAGCGAAACAAUCCAGUGAAAGCUGGAUGAAAAGCUGGGCCCGGUGGGACAGAGGCACUAAUGAAAAGGAGCUCAGUGGGGGAGAAGGAAAGGCAUGAACAGAGCCUGUCUACGUCCUGGAACAGGGCCCCCACAUGUGCUCGCUGAGCUUUUGGGUGAUGCAGAUAUUACAGGCUUCCCUUUAGUUAAAAACAAAAAGCCCAAUUCAUCCAUAUCCAAACUUGGCAGCCUGCCCCACCUCUGUGAUGGAAGACUAGCAGUGGGCCAUGCGUGGCCAUUCAGGGGACUCAAGGUCAGGAAUGGAUUCAGGGCUCUCUCUUCCUGUGCUGGUGGAGACAGCUGUGGAGGGAGGGAAGUGGAAGCAGUGGGAUAGUGGAGAAAGCCCAUCUGUCUCAGGGGAGAUCCCUUGUGUCCCGCCCCUGUCUAGAGGUGAAGUGUUACACUGGCAGCUGAAGAGGAAGCAUAGAGAUUGAGAACAGCCAAUGCUAAGAGUUGGAGCCACCCAUAAAACACGCUACAUUUCUAUAAUACUUAAACUAUGAUGAUACCUAUAGAGAACAGCUAAUGCCACUGUCAAUCCACGAGUAUUCCUUCUGUCUCCAUUGACUUCAGUGGCGUUACACUAGGGAUGAAUUUGGCCCCAUAUAUUGAAUUGUAUUGCUUAAGUUAAAGGGUGCCUAUGUGCUUUUGCCAUUGACCAGGGACCGAACCACCACUGUUGUGAACGUUGAAGGAGAUGCCCUGGGAGCAGGUAUCCUUCAUUAUCUGAAUCAAAAA
This is a messenger RNA of Chrysemys picta bellii (western painted turtle), 2543 nucleotides long. It is a transcript of the gene SLC1A4, whose product is annotated as solute carrier family 1 member 4. The record is from RefSeq and is a predicted model, not a curated record. Gene Ontology annotation, biological process: L-serine transport; L-glutamate transmembrane transport. Lineage: Eukaryota; Metazoa; Chordata; Testudines; Emydidae. Gene Ontology annotation, molecular function: L-alanine transmembrane transporter activity; L-serine transmembrane transporter activity; symporter activity. Gene Ontology annotation, cellular component: plasma membrane.